Messenger RNA from Calypte anna (Anna's hummingbird), 5273 nucleotides. It is a transcript of the gene STON1, whose product is annotated as stonin 1. Bases 242 to 2464 code for a protein of 740 amino acids. Gene Ontology annotation, molecular function: clathrin-cargo adaptor activity. The transcript has 5 exons. Gene Ontology annotation, biological process: regulation of endocytosis; clathrin-dependent endocytosis; synaptic vesicle endocytosis. Gene Ontology annotation, cellular component: synaptic vesicle; AP-2 adaptor complex. NCBI's taxonomy places the organism in Eukaryota, Metazoa, Chordata, Aves, Apodiformes, Trochilidae. The record is from RefSeq and is a predicted model, not a curated record.
GAGGGGAAACCUCAUUUGAAGCAGGGGCCUUCACAUGAGGAAAAUCUCUGCCCAUAUCACAAGGGGCUGCAUACAUCAGAUGCUCUGAACAGCUCAUAGAGCUUAGGUCUCCCUUAUAUCCUCAGUCCAGGCAAACAGUGGGGAUUAAUGGACAGUUCAUCUCUUUCUACAUGGCUGUCUCAGAUUGUAUAGAUGUUUUGUGGGCGAUACAUGUGAAAGUGCCUCAAGUUUCUCCUACAAGAUGUGUUCCACAAAUCCAGCAAAUUGGGUCACCUUUGAUGAUGAGCCACUCUUCCAGUCACCUCAGAAAUCAGUUGAUAAUCAGACUAGUUGUAAAGCAAAUGGCCUUAAACUCAACCUCUCUAGUGUGCAUGAGUCUUCAAGUAGGUCAUCUUCUACAGGUAGCACUCCACUAUCCUCUCCUGUAGUUGACUUCUACCUGAGUCCUGGACCCCCCAGUAACUCUCCACUUACUACACCUACCAGAGACUACCCAGUAAGUCCAUGCAUCCCAAAGCCUGGGAUUCACAUCCUUUGUCCCAUCCCUGAAUGGCCAUCUAACAUUAACCUUCUUCCAUCACAUGGGAUUUGUCCAUCCCUGACUGCUCAGAAACCCAGCAGCCUUUCUUUGAACACCUCACCUAAUGACCAUCUGGUUAAGGUUGCAAUCUCCGAAUCAAGAGAGGAAGGAAGCCCUAAUCCACCAGGAAGCUGUGAAGAGUUAGGAGAGCUGUCAUCGGCACUGGGGCGCUUCCCAUACUUCCAGAGUGACUGUGUUUUUUCCAGUCCCUUUUGGACACAAGGAUGCUCGCUCAGCACAUCACCAGCUAAUGUUAGCAUGUAUAGGAAGGACAAAGCUCUUAACAGGAGCAUCUGUCAUCCUAAAGACAAAGAGACUUGCCAUGAUCAGAAAAGCCUUAACCAGGGCUCCUACAGCUACAUCUGUGAGAGGCUUGAACACCUGCAAGCUGAUGGCUGCAAUGCUGUGGGAAGCUCACCCACCUCCAAUGCUCACUCGUGGCACAAGGUCUCCUCUGCUGUCCCACGCAGCCUCUUCAAGAGCCAGAAAGCAGAUGGAUGGCCGUUCAUGCUGAGGAUUCCUGAAAAAAAGAACAUGAUGUCAUCUCGGCAAUGGGGCCCUAUUUACCUUAGUGUCCUAGCUGGAGGUGUGCUGCAGAUGUAUUAUGAAAAGGGCCUGGAGAAACCUUUCAAGGAAUUCCAGCUGCAGCCACACUGCAAGCUGUCCGAACCUAAAUUAGAGAGCUAUAAUGUCUCAGGAAAAAUACAUACCGUGAAGAUUGAAUGCGUGUCUUACACAGAGAAAAGGAGGUAUCAUCCCAAAGUUGAAGUGAUCCAUGAGCCGGAGGUUGAGCAGAUGUUAAAGCUGGGCACCACAGAUUAUAAUGACUUCACUGAUUUCCUUGUAACAGUUGAGGAAGAGCUUAUGAAGCUUCCUACUGUUUCUAGACAAAAGAGGAAUUAUGAAGAGCAAGAAAUUACUCUGGAAAUAGUGGAUAACUUUUGGGGGAAGGUCACUAAGGCAGAAGGAAAACUGGUAGAAAGUGCUGUCAUCACACACAUUUACUGCUUGUGUUUUGUGAAUGGAAGUACUGACUGCUUUCUCACCUUGAAUGACCUGGAGCUCCAGAGGAGGGAUGAGCGUUACUUUGAGAAGGAGGAGGAGAAAAAAUGGAUCGAUAUUCUGGAUUGCCAUUUCCACAACUGUGUCAAAGUGCAGGAGUUUGAAAAAUUGCGAAUUAUUAAGUUUACACCCCCAGAUGCCUACAGGCUGGAACUGAUGCGUUUCAGGACACAGUAUCAUGGGCAAGAACUUCCCUUUUCUUUGAAGGCUGCAGUAGUAGUUCAGGGGGCAUACGUUGAACUUCAGGCAUUUAUAAACAUGUCUUCAGCUGCUCUGGUCCCAGCCCAUUUGCUGCCUGUGAAAUACUGUGAAAAUGUAAUGAUACACUUUCCCGUUCCCACGCAGUGGGUCAAAGCACUUUGGACCAUGAACCUCCAACGGCAGAAGUCCCUAAAAGCAAAAAUGAACAGGAGAGCCUGCCUUGGCUCUUCACAUGAGGUUGAAUCUGAUCCCAUAAUACAAGUCUCGGUUGGAACGGCAAAAUAUGAGAGUGCUUACAGGGCUGUUGUGUGGAAGAUAGACAGGCUUCCAGAUAAAAACUCAAGUUCAGACCAUCCACACAGCCUCUCUUACAAACUGGAACUUGGAUCAGACCAGGAAAUCCCAUCUGAUUGGUACCCAUUUGCUACUGUCCAGUUUGUCGUUCAUGAUACCUGUGCCUCAGGAACAGAAGUCAAGUCACUGGGCAUAGAGAGUGAUCUGCAGCCCCAGAAACACGUGGUUCAGAAAGCUUUUUACAAUUGCCAGGUUGAAAUUGAAAAGAAGUGGAUUAGACUUGAUGGAGAAGAUCCAGAUAAGGCUGGCAACUGCUUAAUGCAGUAAAAGAGAACAGGAGGCAUUCUCAUAGGGUAUUAGUAGGAAUCAAUCUACGUAAGAAAUUCUAUUUUUAGAAGAACAGCAGUGACCUACUUUAGGAUAAACUUUUUUAGUGCUUUUAGGUUUGAUUCUGCAGAUCAGUACUGAUUUGACUGGCCUGUCUUCAAGUAAACUUCCUGUUCCCUCCCCAACACUUUAUAGGUUCACUGACGGUAAUCUCUUCAGCAAAAAAACAUAUGGCAAAUGUGACUGAAAUUUCUGUGCCAGCAUUAGACAAAUCUUUUUCAGUACUGCAGCAAGUGAGAUAAAGGGCAGGUUGUCAGCAAGCAUGAAUCAGUCCAGGCCCAUUUCAUUUAAUAAAGCUUUGAGAGUUUGCAUCAAUGGAGUGUUUUCCCCAGAAACUGAAGAAAUAGCUUGUCGCUACCAUUUGCUCUGUGUUUCCUUUAGGAUGCAAGUUCCAGAUGUGAGUUUGGAAACUGCAGGAGCUGUUGCUUUGAAUAACUUUUAAGAUGGUCUUUCCAUGCAUGCAAAGGGAGAUAUUUUUAUGCUGCUGGCUCUGAGGGCGUUCUCUGUGGAGAAACAAUGCAGGAAUUAGCUGUUGCAAGAGAAGCGAAGUAGUGACACUUCAGCAGACAGCUGAAGCUACUAGGUCUCUAUUAAUGUGUUAGCAGUGUUUUGAAGAAAUUACUGGCAUUUAGGGAAAGGUUUUAAUGCUUCCCCUCAGCCAUUAUCCCCUCUGUAAUUUUCUGCAGGCUGUAAUUCCAGGUCUGAAAAAAAUCUGAUAAAUUUGAAAAAAAUGCUUCUGAUACUUAGUUAUUAUUUUUUUUUCUGCAGUUUUCUUAAAAUUAUCCUUAAUUCAAACUGAAAUUAGUGGAGGAGGAAAAUAUAGUAAUGCACUGCCUCACUUUAUAUUUUGUCACAGCUUGUGUUUAUGUGAACAUUGUGUAAAAAUACAGAUAAAUGUUAUUCCCUGGAAGUAGAAAUAUAGGGGACAUGCACUGAGAAAGUCACUAUUCUGAGGAAACAGAAGGCCAUAAAAUGAACCUACUUCAUCACAAUAAACUUUUCCUUCCAUUUGGAAGCUGAGAAUGAAAUGGGUAAUAGAUUAUAUAAUAAGUCCUGAGGGCAGGUUUUUUUAUGCGUAUAGCAUUGCCAAAGCCCCAGCAAGACUAUUAUGGCAUUUUGGCUUCUCUAUAUAUUGCUUUUUAUUAGUGGAUUUUAUUAUUAUAAAUCUAUGGAAGCAUUUGAGCAUAGCAGUGAUCCAAGUAUGUCUCAGCUGUUGCAUCCUCCAUUGACGUUUUGACUUGAAGAAGCCUUCAGCACCUUCGAGCCAUGUUUGGUUUAUUUUAUUCAUAUUUAAUUUUGGUUUAUGUACUUCAGCUGAACCAAGGGGUGCAGUGUAUGCUAUGGCAAAGUAUUUAUACCCAGCAUUAUGGCAGAGCUCUGCACUUUCCUGAAGUCCAUAGUUACAGCUAUGGUAUCUAUUAACUUCUCUACUUGGUAAGGUAGAGGAAGCGAAACAUGUUGGUACUCUUUUGUCUUGGGCAUUUGGCACCUGGUGGUGUUACAGGUCCUGCAGAAGCAAAGGAAGCUUUUCUUCUGUCAGGCAUCUGCUGUAUCUCAGGAUGUGUUUGAGAAGCCCAUGUAGUGUUAAAGUGUUUUAUCCUGACCGCUCAAGAUACAGGAUACUGUUCGGAAUGGCCUAAGUGAUGAACAGCCACAUUACAAGUCUUCUUUCCUGCCAGUGAAUCUGUGUUAUAUAUGGUAUGGUGCAAAUGAUCAUUCAGCCUUACUGAACUCGUUAACUUAAAAAGGUCAAGCUACAGCUUUAUCUAUGUUGCAGACUCUUGGAUUUCCAUCUGAGGCCUGCAAGAUUUGCCAUUAACUUUAGUUGGAAUUGGAUCCGUAUCACAGGGAAUUAAUUCCACAGAAAUAUUGCCAUACAGACAGGAAGUUACUAGACCCGACAAUUAGUGCAGCCUAAGGCUAUUCAGUCUCAAACUGAUGUAUAUAUUCAUUGGUCUCAGAAUAUUUAAAAAUAGACUGAAGUUUAAUUAAAGAAAGCGUAGGUUGUCUGACUAUUUUUUCCCUAUCACAUUAGUCUGUUGCAGUGUGCUAAAUCAGAAACACCCUGGUUUUCCCUUUCUAGUAUUUCUUCUGCAAUCUCUGGUGUCCUUUGAGUACAACCUACUGAGCAAAUACUCUGUUUUCUGUGAAGGAUGCAGCAGGUGGUAGUGAGGAAACAUACUGGCUCUGAUUCUUUAGAAAUGAGGGCUGUAAGUAUUCUAACUGUAAUUGUGGAGGGGAAUGGAGCUGAGGAGCACUUGGUAUAAGCUGUUGUGAUGCUCAGUGUCCAGCUAGCAGGACUGUGAGCUUUAAAUAACCCCUGAGUUGGCAUCAGCAUUGUGCAAGAAACCAGGUUCCAUCUCACCUCUGCCUACCCAGAGCUGAUGCCUGCAGUCCCUGAAAUGCUUCCAACUGAUUGGGUCACAUAAGAUGCUGAUACUUCCUUCACUAACAUUUAAUACAGGGCAGUAUUUAGAUAUUGUCUAUGUUUCCUUCACAAAGGAGGGAUAUUUUAUAUUUUAACAGGAAAUCAAUGAGAACAGCUAUUUUUGUAGUGUGUUUGCCUUAUUUACAAAGUGCUGUAUUUUUUGAAACUGACAAAGUUUAUCUUCAUCUUUCUCUUACUAAUUGUAUUACUGUAGGUAAAUGGUACUUGAUGUAAUUUUGUAUUCAAACACCCAUUGAAGUCAAUGGAAGUCUUUUUAACUGACAAAAUGGGAUCUGCAUCAAGGUAGCUAAGAAUAAAGGA